CAGCAGUAUGCAAAUCAGGGAGCCAAAUUAACGUAUCUUUCACCGAUGCUAUUAUUUUCCCUGCGUUCACCAAAAAAAUCCGUUCGCGAACGACCAAAUCAUUGCAUGCAAAUAGAAGAGCGCAAUUAUGCUCCUAGUGGCCAUGGUCAGAACUGAGAGCUUACUGUAUCAGAGCAGAAUGGAGGAAAGUUAGGUGAAGUUGAUAACGAUGAAGAUGCAUUAAGUUCUGUUCUAAAAUACUUGUCACGUUACAUAUUGGGGGUUCUCAUGAGAGAAACAAGUGUAUAGGUCUACUGCACCUUGAACAAGCGGAGUUGGUGCGUUUGGCUACUUCAUCCUCUUCCGUGGUACGCACUCCCCGCAUUGACAAAGAGGACAGAUCCAGUGCGCGGUAGGCUACAGCGGGAAGGUAGGCGAGGAGGAUAUACCAUUGAUUAUAUUCGCACGAGAAGGAAAAGAAAGGGAUACAAAUAAAUAAUUAUACCUUUAAGUUUAAAGGGUCUCCUCUGCAGCCUCAGCUCUGUCCAGAGAGCCAAGAAAGGAUAGGGCCACUGGCGUGUUGUCUACUUUCCCACUGCAUCAUGGGUAACUUCUCCAGCAAGGACAGCCAUGGACCCACAGGGCCCAACUUGGAUGUGUUCCACACCCCCCCUACUUCUCCAGUGACCUCCACCCUGCCUGCUCUCACUCAGAUCACACCCUCUACACCAGGCCAGCCGGUCCCAGCCACAGCUCCGGCCCCAGCUCCAGCCCUAGCCCUAAGUGGGAAGAGACUACUACCCUCCCUGCCUGUCAGCCCAGGCUACUCUGUGAUUGGUCCUGGGCUUAUCUCCCUGCAGGGCAAGACAGGAAGUGAUGCAGCAGCACCUGAAAGGCGGGUUGUGACGGGGCGUAAUGGAGGACCCACCUGCUCUACUCCCAGGAGUCCUGUAUCCCAGGGGAAUAGCUCAAUGAUUAGCCCCACUAAGAGUCUUCCAUCUCUGGAUAGCCCCUUGUUUUCAGCCGGCCCGGUCAGCCCCUCUGACCAUAGCUGGAAGGAAAAGGACAGUGGACUGAGCACAUCCAUGUUGGAGGUCCGUAGGACUGCAGACAACCAGGGAGAGCUGGAGAGAUUGGUGGAGGAGUGUAGGACAGCACUGGGUCUCAGCCCCAGUCAGUAUGCUGCUCUGAGCAGCGUGGUAGAUGUAUUGAAGCAUCUGCUAGUGGAACGUCAGACGUUGACCGUAGAGGUCCAGAGUCUGAGGGAGACCAUGCAGACUGAGAGAGGGGAGUGGCAGCAGUUCCAGUCUGACCUGCAGGUGGCAGUAGCGGUGGCCGACCGGCUGAGGGCCGAGGCCGAAGAGGAACUGAGCGUGCUCAGAACGGCUCAGAAGGAUACAGAGCGAGAGCUGGCGGCAGCCCAGCAGAGAUGGGAAGAGACUGAUGGGCAGCUGGUCAUCCUGCGAGGAGAGCUGAAGGAGAGCAGGCAGAGACUGGCCCACCUCACCCAGAACCAGGGGCCAGGACAGGCCAAGACCCAGGGCAAGGAGGGUACCACUGGGGAGGUCAGCACACCUGAGCCCCAGGAAGGAAGCCACCGGGGCAGGGACAGGGGAAUCGGCAGGGUGGGCCAAGGAGGAGAUGGAGAUAUGGGGAAGAGGAGCCAGGAAGAAGUGAAUAAGAAUGUGGUUGUGGAAGAGGCUAGGACAGACACUAAGGUCGUGGCCAACCGGUACUUGAUGAAGGUGACCAAUGAGGAGAGGAGUGCAGAGGAGGGGUGUGAUGUGAGGGAGACGCGACGUAUGCUCGCACAGGAGAGGUCAAGAAGCCUUUCCAGACUACCCUCGUCUUCAGACUCGCCCACGGUACAGAAUGGAACAUCCCAGUCCAAUACUGCCACAAUAGUUGGGUCUACAUUCAAGAACCAAAGCCAUACCAGAGGAAGAAGGGAGUUGGAAAGGCAAGGCAGCUGGUCCAGCACUCACACCGGGAUACAGGAGGAGGCAUUGAACCAGUACAACUCUGCCCUGACAGACCUGCCCCCUAACAAGGCUUCUAAGACCAGAUCUCAGGACAGCUUCAGUCUGCUGCUGCGCCGCCAUGGCGGCUCCAAGAGGAACUCUCUGCUGCGCUGGUGUCAGAACCGCACUCAGGGCUACAAGAAUAUUGACAUCACUAACUUCAGCAGUAGCUGGGCAGAUGGUCUGGCCUUCUGUGCUCUGUACCACACCUACCUCCCCUCACGUAUUCCCUACUGCACCCUUAGCCCUGACAGCAAGAGGGAGAACCUCAGCCUGGCAUUUAAGACUGGAGAGAAUGUUGGAAUCACAACAUUACUUACCAUGGAGGAGAUGCUGAGGGCUGGAGGACCAGACUGGCAAAGGGUUCUGGGAUAUGUGGAGAGCAUGUACCAUCACUUUGAGAUGUAAUGACUGUGUAUGAGGGAAGCCUCGGAGGGGUUACAGUUCACUACUACUGGUUGAAGGAGAGGGAGUGUAACUCACCCUUCUACUAGCUGAGAUGGUCAUUAGCCAGGUUUCCAUCCAACCAAUUCAUGUGGAUGAAUUGCCUGACGCAUGAAAAUGACCAGGUUGAUGGAAAGAGGAAAUGUUGGUACAAUUUCAUAUAUUUCAACAGGCAAGUUUUGUUCAACAUGGUGGGAUACUUUUGCGUCGGUACAAUUAAUUACGCGAGAAAUGGUGUUAAACACCUUUUGUGUUCUAAUAUUCAUAUAAUAAUCAAUCAAUCAUAAUAAUAAUAAUAAUAUAUGCCAUUUAGCAGACGCUUUUAUCCAAAGCGACUUAUGUUAAACAUGGUCCCAAAUGAUAUGUGGUGUACGACUCGGGAAAGCAUGCAGUUUAUUAAGCUACAGAUGAAAUAAGUUAUGAACUUCACAGGGGGGGUGAAAGUGCACUGUGAUAAGCUUGAUGCUCCUUUCCAAUAUAUUUCGAGGGUCUUAUUCUAAUUGAUGCUUGGCUGCCGUUUUGACAAAUAAUCUCGAUUUUACCCAUAAUAAUCUCAUCAUGUAGGCCUAGGCUAGCCUAUACCCGCACUGUGUCUGCCAGCUGUUAGCUAGCACACACGUGCCAAAACCAGAGUGGGUACUUUUGCUAUGUAACGCAACAGUUUUUGGACAAAACCAUCGGUUGAGUUGAAAAUGCAAUGGGAAACACAUUACUUUUUAAAAUUCAGUACAUGGGAGUUUAAGCGCAAAAUAUAUUUUUAUAUGUACUUAGGUCAUCACGCACAGCAUGUAAUCCGCAACAAGUCAAUUUGAUGGAAACACGUCUGUGGUGAGAAAAUGUGCCUAUUGAUUUUAUAAUAUUCACAUGAAAAUCUGUGGCCAAUUGGGAUGGAAACCUAGCUAGUGAUUGGCAUCUAGCGAAAGUAAGUGUUUGUUGGCCAACAGAGCCCCGUUGUGGUCAGGAGUACAGGUGCCCUUUUUUCAGCAGUACCUUCUUAAGCUGCUGCUUUGUGUGCAGUGCCUUUUUUAAUAUCAGUUUUCCAUUCCAAAGACUCAUGUUUUCUAUCAGUUUUUAGCACUCUGUAAAUAUGCACUUUUAUAAGCACUUUGAUGAUUGUAAUUUAAAAGGAAAGGAAUGCAUAUAUAUAUAUACAGUCUGUCUUGCAAUCCGUGGAUGCUUAUAUGUAACUAAAAUGUGAUCGCUGACUACGUUGCCAAAGACUCAGAAUAAAUAAAAUUGUCAAUA
Oncorhynchus gorbuscha (pink salmon) is the source of this 3689-nucleotide messenger RNA. RefSeq names its product cytospin-A-like. The transcript has 11 exons. Gene Ontology annotation, molecular function: protein binding. The record is from RefSeq and is a predicted model, not a curated record. Bases 582 to 2408 code for a protein of 608 amino acids. NCBI's taxonomy places the organism in Eukaryota, Metazoa, Chordata, Actinopteri, Salmoniformes, Salmonidae.